Carassius auratus (goldfish) is the source of this 2347-nucleotide messenger RNA. Its product is annotated as nicotinamide phosphoribosyltransferase-like. NCBI's taxonomy places the organism in Eukaryota, Metazoa, Chordata, Actinopteri, Cypriniformes, Cyprinidae. The transcript has 11 exons. Gene Ontology annotation, molecular function: nicotinamide phosphoribosyltransferase activity. Gene Ontology annotation, biological process: NAD+ biosynthetic process. The coding region runs from base 82 to 1563 and encodes 493 amino acids. The record is from RefSeq and is a predicted model, not a curated record.
UCCUCAGCGACGGGGGUUGGUUGAGUCCGCGCGCUGGAGAAGGAACAACAGACUGACAGACAGCAGCGCGUCGAGGGAAAGAUGGAGCAGCCCACUCUCGCCGUGGACUUCAAUUUCUUGUUAGCUACCGACUCCUACAAGGUCACACAUUACAAACAGUAUCCACCCAACACCAGCAAGGUGUACUCUUACUUUGAGUGCCGCGAGACGAAGACAGAACCUACCAAGCUCAGAAAAGUCAAAUACGACAAAACUGUCUUCUAUGGGCUUCAGUACAUUCUCCAAAGAUAUUUAAAAGGACAGGUCGUCACAAAAGAGAAGAUUCAGGAAGCAAAAGAGGUGUACAGGGAACACUUCCAGGAUGACGUGUUCAAUGAAAAAGGAUGGAAUUACAUUUUGGAGAAAUACAACGGUCACCUGCCCAUCGAGAUCAAGGCUGUGCCGGAGGGAAGCGUUAUCCCGCGUGGGAAUGUUCUGUUCACCGUAGAAAGCACAGAUCCGGAGUGCUACUGGCUCACUAACUGGGUAGAGACUAUCCUGGUUCAGACCUGGUACCCCAUCACCGUCGCGACAAACUCAAGAGAGCAGAAGAAGAUCCUGGCCAAAUAUCUCAUGGAGACGUCAGGAAGCCUGGAAGGACUGGAAUAUAAACUGCACGACUUCGGCUACAGAGGGGUUUCAUCACAAGAGACGGCUGGUAUCGGCGCAUCUGCACACUUGGUAAACUUCAAAGGAACAGACACCGUGGCCGGGAUCUGUGUAAUCAAGAAGUACUACGGCACCAAAGACCCGGUUCCUGGUUUCUCAGUACCAGCUGCAGAACACAGCACAAUCACUGCCUGGGGAAAGGACCAUGAGAAGGAUGCUUUUGAACACAUCAUCAAGCAGUUCCCGUCUGUCCCCGUGUCUAUCGUCAGCGACAGCUACGACAUCUACAACGCCUGCGAGAAGAUCUGGGGUGAGGACCUGAGGGGUCUGAUCGAGAUGAGGAGCGCAGACGCCCCGCUGGUGGUCCGACCAGAUUCGGGAAACCCUCUAGACACAGUGCUAAAGGUCCUAGAAAUUUUAGGAAGGAAAUUUCAUCCAGUUGAGAACUCUAAAGGCUAUAAGGUGCUUCCACCCUACAUCCGAGUCAUUCAGGGUGACGGUGUGGACAUCAAUACUUUACAGGAGAUUGUGGAGGGCAUGAAAAAGCACAGAUGGAGCAUUGAGAACAUCUCGUUUGGCUCAGGAGGAGCUUUGCUGCAGAAAGUGACUCGAGAUCUGCUCAACUGCUCUUUUAAGUGCAGUUAUGUGGUGACGAACGGACUGGGCGUAAACGUCUUCAAAGACCCUGUUGCAGACCACAACAAGAGGUCAAAGAAAGGUCGCCUCUCUCUUCACAGGACGCCUAGUGGAAAUUUCGUUACUCUGGAAGAGGGCAAGGGUGAUCUGGAGGAAUACGGAGAGGACUUGCUGCACACUGUGUUCAGGAACGGGAAGAUUGUGAAGAAAUACACCUUCGAUGAGGUCAGAGACAAUGCCAAGCUGAAGGAGAGCGAAUUGGAGGAACUGCUGCUCUGAGCCUGUUUCCCAUCAGCCCUCUCUCUGCCCGCACCCACCGAGAGACGUGAGGACACACAGUUACCCCGACGUUCAGUGUGCAGAGCUGUUCUAUGUUUCUGUCUACGCUUCAGUGUCUCUUUCUAACGGCAGAUGAGAGCAGUUAUCAUGCUAUUUAAAUCAUUUAACUCUCUAUUUGACCAAGUGUGCUACUGAUCACACGUCUUUGCAGGAAUGGAGACGUUUAUGUGUGCGUAUACCGCGAGAAGAUUUCGCUUAGCUUGACUGUAGGACUGAAUGGUAAUCGUUCUGUGUUUGUUGAAUGUGAAUGUUGUGUGUAGGGUUUAUCACUUUAUUAUAAAGGAUUGAUUUAUUCCUUUAUGCAAAGGAGACGGCUGAACUAGAGGGAUACUUUCGUUGGCCUUGUGUUUAUUUUAUGUUAUUUCUGGUUUUAGUUGAAUAAUGAAACCUAAGAGGGCAUGUUUAGGUCAGAUUUCCACCUAAAAUUAAGAGGACGAAAAAGAGAAACUUCAUUUUGCAUAAAGAAAUUAGCAUUUUAGCAUUAUUUUCAUGAUAUUUAAGGACAUCUUACCACCAAUACCCAUUACUCUAUUGUGUGCCGAUAUUUUUAUUUUAUUUUUACAGUAAUUUCAGACAUUUUCAAUGGUAAUUUUCAUUAAUCGUUCUCUGGAAAUAUUAAAUUGUUACUGUAAAUUGUUUAAUUUCCAUAAGUAAAAAAAAAAUCUAAAUCAGCAUAAAUUAAAGGCUGUACAGCAAACAUACUGUGUAACUAAUGAAAUAAAUA